Paramormyrops kingsleyae is the source of this 5863-nucleotide messenger RNA. The record is from RefSeq and is a predicted model, not a curated record. Lineage: Eukaryota; Metazoa; Chordata; Actinopteri; Osteoglossiformes; Mormyridae.
CGGGGGGGGUGUGAUGUAUUUUUUUUUUGUGUAAUACUGUCCUAUUUGGAGAGCUGCAGCUAUUUGGGCAGCAAUUAUAGCCUCAUAUAAACUAUUAAAAUAUACAAAAUAUUAAAUUCCCUUAGACAUCUUUGUUAGUCUGUUAUUGAAGGAGUGCGUGCGUUAAUACACCACGAAUGCUGGUUAUACACUUAACGUUUUAAGGAAAAUAUUUUUUUUUCUUUGAUGUGCUUGGGGAUGCUGUGCAACGCAUGUUAUGUUUUUACUUUGCAGUUUAAACGUACGCAAGGUUCCUGUCUAAGUGCAAAGUGAAAGAUAAGUCAACUUAAGGAAAUAGAAUAGAGUCUAGAUAUUCCGGAAUAAAGGGAAUCCGCACAGGGAAGUGACUGUACUUACAGCUUCUCUCAUCCUCCAGGCUGCAGUUCAUUAGUACUGUAACAAACUGUUUUCCACGCGUGUAAAGUAAAAUCGGAGAUGUAGUUUUAAUAGUUCUGUGGGGAAAUUAUUGUCGUUUGCGUCUAUUCAAUAAGUUCGUGGAUUGCUUCCGCUGCCCCAUAAUUUUACCGUAAACGAAUAUCGUUGAAAUAGCAGGUUAUUCCGUCGCCCGUCUACGCCUGUCAUUUAUAUCCCACCCAUUUAAUAUUACAGUUGUAGUGCUUUGGUCACGUGGCGUGUUGUGACACGUGACCCCUUCAAAGUAAACGUGCAUGUGCUCGCGGCCUUGACGCUGAUAAUCGCUGCAUUGAUUUGACACGUUGGCGCGAAACGCCCAUGUUAUAAAAGAACUACGGGAGCAGCAGUGCGGCUGCGGUUGCUAGUAGAGGGAACGUAUGCUGUCAAGCAGGUUCCCCCUCCCUAAUCAGCAUUUUAAGAAUUUGUUGACUACAAAAUACAUCGAUCAAAAGCUUUUUUUGUAAAAGAAUAUUGACGUUAUUGCGGGGUUUGGGUGAACUGCGACAGUUUGAGGGUUUUUUGAUGUUUACAGAACAGGUUGUUUGUUGGCUCACCUGAUUGCUUGUAAUCUUUUAGGGUAAUUAUAGUAUGAAGUCUGUUGUACAGUCAGUAUAUUUUGUGGAGAAUACACCUUUGCUACUUUCAGUUCUUUCUAAGUGCCUUACAAUUUAUGAAAUAUGUUAUGGCUACAAAUAAGAGAACCAAAACUUCACUGUUGCAUUUAACAUGACAUUUUGAUUAUUCAGCCACUAGGGCAGAAAUUUUGUUUGAUAGUUUGAAAUAUUUAAGGUUUGCACGUGUUGCCUUUUGAGCUGUUUUCUGGUGGAUUUGUUUUUAUAUUCAUUAAUUGUGACCGUGAGCACACUCCCAGAAUAGCCAGCGUAAAUAUGAAAGUCUAGCCUCCACGCCAAGGCAGCCCCAUGCCAUGGCGACCAGCCACAGCUCCCCCCCAGUGCCUCGUCCCAGCGACGGCAGUGACGCCGUCUUCAGGAAGGAGCGGGACUCCGCGUCCCGGCAGUAUAAGCUAGCUCGCUCGCUGCCCGAUGUUUGCCCCAUGGAACCUACCGAGCUCCGGGGGCUGUGCGAGGGUCCUUCGGUGGUGGCGGACCAGCACAGAUGGACCGUCUACAACUCCAAGGUAAACCUCCCAGCGGCACUGAACGACCCGCGCCUGGCCAAACGGGAGUCCGACUUCUUCACCAAGAGCUGGGGCCUGGACUUUGUGGAAACGGAAGUUUUGCCUUCCAUCUACCUCCCCAACAUCACAGAGGAGCACUUCACGGCCUACCUGCAGGAGAUGACGCAGAGAGAGAAAACCCAUGAAAGCUGUAAAAAAAUCUACCCUUCAAAAGAUGAAGUCACGCCGGGCUCCAGCCUCACGACCAAUCACGACAAAUCCAGGGCGGAGUUGGAGCAGGUCCCUAAGAUCUUCAUGAGGCCUGACUUCGCGCUGGACGAUUCUGCAACCUUUAAUGCAGUCCUGCCCUGGACCCACUUCAGCGUAACGGGAGGCAAAGCCAACCGCGACAUCGCAUCCUCGCGGUUACUGCAGGAAAAGCUGAGUCACUACCUGGAUGUAGUGGAGGUCAGCAUUGCCCACCAGAUCUCCCUGCGCUCCGAGGCUUUCUUCCAUGCCAUGUCCUCGCAGCACGAGCUGCAGGACCGACUGUGUGAGACUGCGUGGGCGGUGGCAGUGCUACGGGAGCGCACGGCCGCCAUGGAGCGCGUCAUGGUCGAGGGCCCGCUGCAGGCGCUGCGCCUGGGCCUGGCGCGCAACAACUGCGCCAAGCUGCACAGCAAGCUGAAGCUGAUGGCAGCCGUGCACCAGACGCAGCCCACCGUGCAGCUGCUGCUGUCCACCUCAGAGUUCGUGGGAGCCCUGGAGCUCAUCACCACGACGCAGGAGGUGCUGCAGCAGGAGCUGCAAGGAGUGCACAGCUUCAGGCACCUGGGUUCCCAGCUCUGUGAGAUGGAGAAGCUCAUCGACAAGAUGAUGAUCGCCGACUUCACCACCUACGCCCGGAGUGACCUCGGACGCCCCCUGGAGGAGGACAUCCAGGUCCUAGAGAGGGACAGGCUGCAGUCCCUGGUGUUUGGCCUGCUGCGGCAGAGGAAGCUGGAUUUCCUAGACAUCUACGAUGAGGAGAUGAUUCAAGCUGCCAAGGGCAUCGUGAAGCAGUGCGUCGUCAACAUGGUGUCGCACAUCGAAGAAAUUGACACGGAGGUUGUCGUGAAGCUGGCUGACCAGAUGAGGCUCAUGACCUUCCCUCAGUGGUUCGACCUUCUUAAGAGUGUCUUCUCAAGUUUCAUCCUCUUCCUGAAGAGGAUCAAGGCAACAUUAAGUGUGAUCAGAAAUGUGGUGCUGGAGGUGAUGGAUGGCAACCAGAGGAUCCGGCUGGCAGAGGCAGCGGCGGCGGCGGUGGGGGUGGGUCGGGCAAGCCCCGAGGCCCCCCCAUCCAGGGAUUCAGAGCUAGCCUACCUGACCCACGAGGGCAUGUUCAUCAGCGAUGCCUUCAGUGAGCCAGACCAGCAGCUAGGCGGGGCCACACCAGGCCCAGACUCCGCCUCUGGAACCACAGAGUCGUCGUCCAGCCGUGAGCAAGCCACCCCGCCAUUGGUGCGGGCGUCUGGUGCAGUGGUGAACGAGGACAUGAUGCCGACGGACCUGGAGCUGGGCCGCGUGGCCAAUAACAUACAGGAGCUCCUGUGCACGGCCUCUGAUGCCAGCCACGACCGCUGCGUCAAAUUCCUCAUGGCCCGGGCGAAGGAUGGGUCCUUGGAGCGGCUGAGCUCCUCCGAGUUCGUGUGCCUGUCCCAGGAGGUGGAGAACUUUGUGCGUGAGACGGAGCAGCUGUGCCAGCGCCGCAGCAUGUCCCUGCGGGGGGCGCUGCAGAGCCAGGCGAACCGCUUCGUGCACCGCUUCCAUGAAGAACGCAAGACCAAGCUCAGCCUGCUGCUGGAUAACGAGCGCUGGAAGCAGGCGGAGGUUCCCACAGAAUUCCAGGACCUCGUCGACUCCAUCGCCGACGGCAGGAUCACACUUCCGGAGAAGAAGCCAGCCGGCCCCGAGGAGCGGAAGCCCAGCGAGUACCUGUGUGUGGAUGGACAGAAAUAUGCCGUCGUGGGGACGGUGCUGCUGCUGAUCCGGAUCUUCCUGGAGUACUGCCAGUGCGUGAAUGACAUCCCGUCCAUCACCACCGACAUGCUCACGCGACUCACUGACCUCUUGAAGCACUUCAACUCAAGGACCUGCCAGCUAGUCCUGGGGGCUGGGGCGCUACAGGUCGUGGGACUCAAGACCAUCACUACAAAAAACCUCGCUCUCGCCUCCCGCUGCCUGCAGCUGGUACUGCACUAUAUCCCCAUCAUCAGGGCCCACUUCGAGACCAAGCUGCAGCCCAAGCAGUAUAACAUCCUCAGGCACUUCGACCACAUCACCAAGGACUACAGUGAUCACAUAGCAGAGAUCUUGGCUAAGCUGGUAGCAAUCAUGGAUAGCCUGUUUGAGAAGGCACUGUCUAAGUAUGAAGUGAAGGCCCCCAUGCCUUCUGGGUGCUUCCGGACCCUGUGUAAGCAGCUGGGCAAGAUGCAUGAAGCGAUCUCUGACCUGUUACCUGAGGAACAGACGCAGAUGUUGUUCCUGAGGAUCAACGCGAGCUUUAAACUGCAUCUGAAGAGGCAGCUGGCCCGCCUGAACGUCAGCAACGAUGGAGGCCCCCAGCACGGGCUAGUCAUGGUGGAUAUCGCCUUUUAUACCGGUAAUGUCCAAGCACUGAAGUCACUUGAAAAGCUCGACUUGAACUUGGCAGAGAUUUGGGAGCAGAAGAGGUGAUGGAGGCGGCAGAGGUCUCGCCCUGCUGGGGGGGAGGCAGCUAGGGGGGGGUGGAGCACUCCAUGACUCAGGGCUCACUCUCACCAUGUCCAAAUGACGUGCACCAUGCCCCCCCCCACCCCCAGCCUGGGACACUGGGCCGUGUGAGCAUCUGCCUGACUUGUUGGAGCAGCGAGGGUGCUGCGGAUUCUGACCUCGACUGCAGUUGCUCAAGUGGACCAAACCUGAACACACUUCUUUGGGGGGGGGGACGUGCCUAUUCAGGCCACUAUUACUGUAUCUCAAUGUGCAAUUGGUCUGAGAUGAGCAGUAGAUGUGACAGGGGGAACGGCCUGAUCAUGGUUCAGUCACAGGUGAAGGCUUGUGGCCAGCGAUUGACCAUACUGGUGGCUGUAGCAUUUCGCUUUGUUCCAUUUAAACCCAAAACGACAAAGUGGGAAAAACGAGUGCCGCUUCGUGGUGUCGAACUGGACAUAAAUGUAAAAAGGUUUAAAUCUUAUGAUAUAUUUGUAUGAAUCCUGGGGUUUGAGUAUUUGUGAAAACUCUUGGUCUCUCAUCUUCUGGUUUGGCAGAAGGAAUUUCUUUUGCAGAAUCUGCUUCUUUAGUUUACAUUUUGAAUUCUGGUUUUAACUCUGGUUUUAAAGUUCUCUCCUUUGGAAUCGCACAUUUUACCAGUAUUCCACAAUGUAAAGGGAAAAGUGUGAAUGGAAGUAACUGCAUUGUUAUGCCUUCCUUUUGAGGGUCUUCCCUUAAACGCCUGCUGUAUGUCAGGUUUUAGCUAUGUGUGAGCAUUUCUAACUGGUCCCAGUGCCCGGAAAACCUGGGCGUUAUUGCGUUCACACAGGGUCGUUUUUGUGGAUGACUGAAAGCCCCUUUGUACCUCAGACCAUGUGCUGGUUUGGUCUGAUUUCCCUGAAGAUGUAGAAUACUAGUAUUACUACAGUCAUGGACUUCAAAGUGGAGUAAAAUUGCAUAAGAUGGGGGGGGGUGGGGGAGGAAUGUGGUCACAUUUAAUGGGUGAGACACAGAUGGGGACCCUGACUGCUAUUGGGACUGCGGGGUCUUCGGAGUAGCUGGUGGAGGUUGACUGUCCUCAUUGUGAUAAGGUUCAAGCUAGGAACUGUGGUUCUCUGUGUGCUAGACCAAAAUAAGCAGUAGGUCUCCCUCAAAACUUGAAUCGAGAUCUUUUUCCUGCUGAAGUGAACCCUGCUCUUUGUACGCAUGUAUGCAUACCCUGGCACGGUGUAAGGAAAACUGUCUAAAUAAGAAACUCUGCUUUAAGGGUACUCUCUCACCACCUUCAAAGGGGACUGUUUUGUAUCAAACAUGCAGUACUGAUUACCAGUGCUGUACGAUUCACUGCUAGCUCAGAAGUGCCUACUUUUGAUAAAUAUCGGAUAAAUAUCUCUUCUGACAGUGCAUAUUCCGUCUCGAGUGCCUAACAGGCUUCCUCCCAAGGGAACUGGGCCUUCCUGGCCCAGCAAAGACAAACCAACUAAUCAGACUGCAUGCCUGAGAGUUUUAAGCCUCCUGAAACCCAAACCAUCUAUCUCAAUAAAAUUGGUCAUGAAAGUGAAA